UCUUUCCCGUAGAGGUCCUAGGGAGGGGGCGGUGCAUAACAAAAAAAGAAAAAAAAGUAAUGGCCAUCUAUUUGGGUCCUGAAGAAGGAGGGAUAGCCUAAAUCUCGUCGGAGUAUCGUCGCUGUUAUUGCGUUAUUAUCAUUUUGGCACGUGCAUUUGUCUGUUGAGUGAUACCCAGUUGCGUGUUAACCGUUUCCCCCGCAGCUCGUUCGUUGCGCUCGGCUGCAGAACGGUUAAUGAGCUGGCUGAACUUGGUGCCGCGUUUUAGGGUUAAAGCAGCCAAGCUAGCCACGCUAACGUUAGCUACUACCGCGGCUGCUGUGAGAGCCAACGUCUGGAAGGGCGUACGAGUUUAACGUUUUCUCCCCGAAGUCUCCACACGUUUCUGAGUUUAGUGCCGCGCGCUCGUCUUCUCUUUCUAAGCUAACCUGCCUCUCGUCAACAUGGAGGGGACAUACUUUGCAAGAGCAUGAAGACGACGACUACGACGAACGACGACUAAAGAGGAUUAAAAACAACUCGGUCUUGAUGGGGAAAAGUUGAGCUGAGGAUUAAGAACUUGGGAAUAAUUGAAGAAGGGUUUCACGUCUUACCUAUUGUGCAAGGACAUGCUAAAGCGUCAGUGAUGGAGCCCACGGUUGUGAGUACGUCCACUGUGGCCGCUGAUGAGUUCGAUAGGAAUGUGCCACGAAUCUGUGGUGUUUGUGGCGACAAAGCCACUGGCUUCCACUUCAACGCCAUGACCUGUGAGGGCUGCAAGGGCUUUUUCAGGCGCAGUAUGAAGCGCAAGGCCACCUUCACAUGUCCCUUUAACGGCAGUUGCACCAUCACCAAGGACAACAGGCGCCACUGCCAGGCAUGCCGCCUCAAACGGUGUGUGGACAUUGGCAUGAUGAAAGAGUUCAUUCUGACAGAUGAGGAAGUGCAGAGGAAGAAGGACCUGAUUCAGCGGAGGAAGGAUGAGGAGGCACAGCGCGAAGCGGAGAAAGAGGCACGGCGACCCAGACUCACCGAAGAACAGAGUCAGAUCAUUGCCACGCUGGUGGAGGCUCACCAUAAAACAUAUGACGACUCCUAUUCUGACUUCGGCCGAUUUAGGCCCCCUGUGCGUGAGGGCCCAGUGACACGAAGCGCUAGCAGAGCUGCCUCUCUCCACUCCCUGUCUGAUGCCUCCUCUGAUUCUUUCAGUCACUCUCCAGAGUCAGUUGACACCAAAAUGACUUUCAACAACCUGCUGAUGAUGUACCAGGAUCAGGGCAGCAGUCCUGACUCCAGUGAAGAAGAAGGCUCUAGCUUUUCUAUGCUGCCCCAUCUGGCUGACCUGGUCUCCUAUAGUAUUCAGAAGGUCAUCGGCUUUGCCAAGAUGAUUCCCGGUUUCAGAGAGCUGACUGCAGAGGACCAGAUUGCUCUGCUCAAGUCCAGUGCCAUUGAGGUGAUCAUGCUGCGUUCAAAUCAAAGCUUCAACCUGGAAGACAUGUCCUGGAGCUGUGGUGGACCUGACUUUAAAUAUCAGAUCAGUGACGUCACCAAAGCGGGACACACUCUGGAGCUGUUGGAGCCGCUGGUAAAGUUCCAGGUGGGACUGAAGAAGCUCAACCUGCAAGAGGAGGAGCACGUGCUGCUGAUGGCCAUCUGUCUGCUUUCUCCAGACCGCCCAAGUGUGCAGGAUCAUGCACGGAUCGAAGCUCUGCAAGACCGACUGUCGGAGACUCUGCAAGCCUACAUCAGGCUUCACCACCCGGGAGGGAGGCUGCUCUACGCCAAGAUGAUCCAAAAGCUGGCCGACCUGCGAAGUCUUAACGAGGAGCACUCCAAACAGUACCGCUCACUGUCCUUUCAGCCGGAGCACAGCAUGCAGCUCACUCCACUGGUGCUGGAGGUGUUUGGCAGUGAAGUCUCCUAGAAGCAAUCUCCGAACCUCAGUUGGUCGGGGAGGAAGCUGGCGGCAAGACCCCAGUAGGUAGAGAAAAACAGAGAGAGGGGAGCUGAGAAUGUCCUGGUUGGACUAGAUGCAGGUGUGGUGUAUGAAGCAAAUGAAAAAGAGAAAGUAAA
Molecule: messenger RNA, 2052 nt
Organism: Pundamilia nyererei
Lineage: Eukaryota; Metazoa; Chordata; Actinopteri; Cichliformes; Cichlidae
Product: vitamin D3 receptor B
Exons: 10
Coding region: 626-1903 (425 amino acids)
Biological process (GO): positive regulation of transcription by RNA polymerase II; cell differentiation; negative regulation of transcription by RNA polymerase II
Cellular component (GO): nucleus
Molecular function (GO): zinc ion binding; vitamin D response element binding; nuclear receptor activity
Source: RefSeq, a predicted model, not a curated record